Messenger RNA from Blepharisma stoltei, 294 nucleotides. The record is from the annotation of a GenBank genome assembly. NCBI's taxonomy places the organism in Eukaryota, Ciliophora, Heterotrichea, Heterotrichida, Blepharismidae.
AUGAGCAUCUCUAUAAGAACCAAAAACAUUGCAAAACAAAAUGCUUUGUCAAUUGCAAUUAUUGGAUCUAAAUUUUUCAGCCUAUCACCUACAUAUAAGCAUGCCCAUGCUGACCAGCCAACUAUUAUAGGUGUCGUGAAUAAGAGCAUGCAUAUAACUUGGGCUGAUUUAUACUUCAUAUUUCUAGCAUACGACAAAAUUUGAUGGAGACAGAUAAACGUGGAAAUAACUAAGAUAACUGCUGUUACUCCGAUAGCAGAGCUUUCUCCUAAAUUAUCGUGGUUUACCAUUUAA